AUGGCAGAGCAAUAUGAAGCUAGGCCUGUGAAAGCAUUCAGGUUCGACCCUUUUGAUGAAGAGUUGAUUACUGAUUAUCUCAAGCCUAAGAUUAUGGGGGGAAAACUCCCAUGCAAUAUGGUCAGAGAUAAGGAGGUUUAUGGGCCUUUUUGUAGUCCUUGGAGUGUUUUUGAUCCUAAUGAUGAUAAAUUCUGGCUUAGAUCACCUCAUGUUAAGGCAAGUGAGAAGUUCAUGUAUGUGUUUGCGAAGUUAUCGAAGAUAUCUAGCAGUAGUGGCUCGAAAAAUACGUCGAAAAGGGCUGGCUGUGGAACUUGGGUUGCCAAGACUAAGAGGGAUCAGAUUAAGGAUGGGGAGGGGAAUGUGAUUGGGGAGAAGAGGUAUUUGGUUUUCGUGAUCAAUGAGGUUGGUAAUGAAGAAAUUGGCGAUGGAUAUUAUAGUAUGCAUGAGUAUAGCUUGACUGGAGUGAAUGAGGGCUUGAAUUUUAAGGAUACUAUUGUUCUUUGUAGGAUUACUUAUGAUUCUGCUAAGAAAACCACGGUUUCUCCCAAGCCUGGUGGCAGAAUUGGUGAUCAUGUUUCAAGAAGUGGUAAAGAAGUCCAAUUUGAAGAAGAAAAGGACAGCAAGAAUGUCGAGGGGACGGGCAGUGUGACUGUAGAGAGUCUGGCUGUGGUGGAUAGUGGCGUUAAGGACUGGCCUGCAAUUGUUCAAUUCAACAAUGGUGUUCAAGGGUCGGGUGAUUUUGGCAGGGGUUUGGGUUUAGGCGACCUAGGUGCUAUGCCUAUGGAUUUCUAUUGGGACUGUCUAGAUGGAUUUGACCCGGAUUGGAUCAAGGCUUGUAUUGAUUCCAAUCACGUCGAGGAGCCAUUCCAGGACAAUGCAACCAAUCUUGGGCACAGAAAAUUGGAAUCGGAGGAGAACUCGUACCAGGCUAAGAAGAUGUGUCUUGAUAAUUGUUAUUAG
Daucus carota subsp. sativus is the source of this 960-nucleotide messenger RNA. Its product is annotated as NAC domain-containing protein 53-like. NCBI's taxonomy places the organism in Eukaryota, Viridiplantae, Streptophyta, Magnoliopsida, Apiales, Apiaceae. Bases 1 to 960 code for a protein of 319 amino acids. The transcript has a single exon. Gene Ontology annotation, molecular function: DNA binding. The record is from RefSeq and is a predicted model, not a curated record. Gene Ontology annotation, biological process: regulation of DNA-templated transcription.